AUGGCUGCAUCAGUAGAAAAUGCUACAUUAUCACCAUUAUUAGAUACAAUUGAUAUUCUUAAUCAAACGAAUGAAACCAAUACAACACAAAAAGAGGUUUUCGUUGCACGUACUGAUGGAAUGUUAUUAUCAUAUUCAUUUCUUCUUCUUGCUGCACUUUUAUGUGUUUAUUUUGGUUCAUAUCGGUCAAUAACACGUAAAGAUAAACAAAAAACAUCAGGUGAAAAACCUGAUGUACUAACAGCGAAAGAUGCGGCUAUGUUUCCAUUUAUUGCAAGUGGAUUUUUAUUUGGUAUUUAUUUAGUUAUAUUACUUGUUUCAAAAGAAUAUAUAACAUUUGUUCUUAAUAUUUACUUUUUUCUUAUUGGUAUUGUUGCACUUUUUCGAGCAAUACAUCCAAUUUUAAUUAAAAUUCGUUUGCCUAUAUUGGAUAAACUUCGUGAAAGACAAUUUCAUAUAACAUUAACAGAAAAUAAACCACCAAAUACAACAACAGAAACAACAAAUACAAAAAUAGAGACAACAAAUACAACAACAGAAAAAGAUUUAAUGCAUAUAGAUUUUAAAUUUGAUCUUGUUGAUGUUGGAGCUUUAUUUUUUUGUGUUUUAAUUGGUGUUUGGUAUUUUCUUAAACGACAUUGGAUUGCAAACAAUAUAUUUGGUAUUGCUUUUUCAAUUAAUGCUAUUGAAAUUCUUCAUUUUAAUAAGGUUUUAAAUGGAGUUGUUUUGCUUAGUGGUCUGUUUGUUUAUGAUAUCUUUUGGGUUUUUGGAACAAAUGUAAUGAUAACGGUAGCCAAAUCAUUUGACGCACCAAUUAAAUUACUUUUUCCACAAGACUUAAUUGAGAAUGGAUUAUUAGCUGCAAAUAAAUUUGCCAUGCUUGGAUUAGGUGAUAUUGUCGUUCCCGGUGCGUUUAUUGCUUUAUUACUUCGUUAUGAUAUGUCUCGUAAACAAGCUGGUAAAAAAGCAUCAACACUUUAUUUUACUGUUUCAUUUAUUGCAUAUAUAAUUGCUUUGAUUAUUACAAUACUUAUUCUUCAAAUAUUUAAACAUGCUCAACCAGCCUUACUUUAUAUCGUACCAUUAUGUUUAAUAUUUCCACUUAUAACAGCAUUGAUUAUGGGUACAUAUCUUAGUACUCGUAAUGUAUUUCAAUAUACACAAUCAUUGGUGACAUUUAUUUGUGGUAGUAUAUGUUUAUUUUUACUUGCAAUUCUAACAUAUAUAACAUUACGAAAACAUUUAUUACCAAUAUCACAUCUUGUUAUACCAAUGCCUCUUGGUUUUCCAUCAUCGUUUAAUCCAAAAGAUGAUUCUAUUUUUCUUAAAUCAUCAACAAAUUUUCCAUCAUAUCUUGUUAGUUAUAUUAAUUUAAGCGAUGCAAUGUAUGAUAGAUAUCCACUUGAUAUAUCAUCUCAUUCGUAUCGUGUUGAAGUUAAUUGUUAUGCACCACGUUCAUAUAGAAAUCGUCAACUUGGAUCAUUUUUUAUUCAAUUAAUAUUAAAUUCAACAUCAAAACAAAUAAUUAUUGAACAUUCACGUUUAAUUUUAUAUCCAUAUGAAUCAGAUAUGAUUCGUUUAAUACGAACAAUUAUUUUUUUACCACUAUCUAUAUUUCAUAUUGAUUAUGAUCGAUGGCAUUUAAAACAAAUUUUAAUUGAACGUUUAAAUAAUCAUGAAAAGUCAAAACGUUUUAUUGAAAUAAUUCAAUUAAAUAUUAUUCCAUCAACAUUUCAACUUGAUCAAUGUUCAAUACAUUUUAAUAUACGUGAUUUAACCGGUCUUGUUUAUUUCUUUAUAAAUUAUCCUAUAUUAACUGGAUGUUUUUCUAUAUGUGUUCUAUUUUCUAUAGAAAUAAAUGUUAAAAUGCAUGAACAUAAAUGUAAAGGUUGUUUAAUUGAUUCAACACAUGGAAAAUUACAAAAGAAAAAAGAUGCUUUACUUGAAUUUAUAUUUGUUGAAAAUUCAUUAUGUUUAACAGUUAGUGCACAAAAUGUGAAUAUAAUUACAUAUUCAUUAAGUAAAGAUACAAUAUCAAACGUUAUAUAUCAUAAUGAUUUACUUGUUAUUAAUUUAAAAGCUAAAAAUCAAAUAAAAAUAUCAGCAAUAGGAAAAAAUAAAUUAAUUGAAUUAAAAAAUAUUCUUGAUGAUUUAUUACAUGAGGAUUUGAAUGAAUAUCAAAUACAUAUGGAAAAUUUUUGUAAUAAUUCAUUUAAUUCAAAUAAUAUAUCACGAAAUGGAUCAUCUAAAAUAAAUCAUAGUACAAAUUCAAUUCAUAAUGAUUCAAGUUUAUUAUCAGAUAUAACAAGUAAAAAACAACCAAAAAUGGAUAAAAUGAAACAUAUGAACCAAUUUUUGGAGAAUGAUGAAAAUUCACAACCGACUAUGUCAACUACAUCGAAAAUAAAUGACAAGAAAAAGAAUGCACUUUUGAGUGCUUCGAAUUUUUAUCCUCAUUCAAAAUAUGAUCAUCAUCAUAAUUCAAUUGAUGAAAAUACUGAUCAUACAACUCAACUUCAACAACAAUCACGAAAACGAACAAAUGAAAAUCAAUUUUCAAUAUCAUCAAUUCGUUUUCAGCAUGCAACAAAUACAACAUCACCUUAUUUCUAUCAUAAAACAGAUAAUAAAUUAAAACGAAAUAUAUCCAAUGGUGAAUCACGAAUUAGUUCAUUAUCAAAUAUUUAUUCUAAACCACUUCAUAAUAAUACACGUUUUCGGAAUGAUGAUGAUGAUCAGGAUGAAGAAUAUUUAUAUGAUUGGCGUGAUUCACCAUAUCCAACAAAAAAACUUGAUAAUCAAUCAUCAGCUGAUAUAUCAUUAUCCACAGCAGUAACAACAACCAUGAAUUUACGAAAAAAAGGUUUAAAAAAUAUUGGUGCAACUUGCUAUAUGAAUGCUAUACUUCAGUGUUUAUUAAAUAUUGAUCCAUUUCGUUAUGAUUUAAUGGUUACAAAUUCUGAACUAAUAACAUCAUCAUUACUUGAAGAAAAUACAAUAUAUCUGUAA
Messenger RNA from Rotaria sp. Silwood1, 3009 nucleotides. The record is from the annotation of a GenBank genome assembly. NCBI's taxonomy places the organism in Eukaryota, Metazoa, Rotifera, Eurotatoria, Philodinida, Philodinidae.